GUGGAGCAGGGCCGGCUGUGGCGGAGGCUGCCGGUGCUCAUGCAGCAGGCAACGCUGUGAAGAACUUAGCUGAUGUAAAAGCCCUGCCGACAGAGCUGGAACGUGGCGCUACGUUCCAAUCCCAAGACGCCCAGAAGCUCACACCCGAGCCGAAGUCCGACACCGAGCGAACCCGAGAACUCCCUGGAAAACCUCUUUUGCACGUGCAACCGGCACGCGAGACGGCCCCGAUCAACCGCCCCAGUGACCACGGCCCCCUGGCUGGCCGGGCCUUCUCCCCAACCAGAGGAGCCAGGACGCCGCCGCCGCCAGAGUCCACGUAUCCAUCCUCGGAUGAGCAGGAGACACCCGCCAAACCGCCCAAGAAGGCCAGGAUGAGCGAUGACCCCAACUACUGGAA
Molecule: messenger RNA, 400 nt
Organism: Symbiodinium sp. CCMP2592
Lineage: Eukaryota; Dinophyceae; Suessiales; Symbiodiniaceae
Source: the annotation of a GenBank genome assembly